This is a messenger RNA of Fusarium fujikuroi IMI 58289, 1629 nucleotides long. RefSeq lists its product as uncharacterized. Lineage: Eukaryota; Fungi; Ascomycota; Sordariomycetes; Hypocreales; Nectriaceae. Bases 1 to 1629 code for a protein of 542 amino acids. The record is from RefSeq and is a predicted model, not a curated record. The transcript has a single exon.
AUGCAUAUCAAGUACCUCCUCAUCAAUCUUUUCGCCCUGACCGUCUCGGUCAAGGCUCUCCCCGAUGCCGACAACGACUUCGGUCUUGAGGCUCGGGAUGACUCCGACACUCUUGUCCAGCGCUGGGACUGUGGCCAUGACGCCAAGGAAGUCUACGGCAAGUGUGUCUGCAACGACAAGCAGCUCACCUGGAACGGCAAGAAGUGUGUCUGCCCCAAGGAUACCACCUGGCAGUAUGGCAAAUGUGUGCCUAACAAGCCCACUUGCCCCAAGCCUCAGGUCUACAACCCUCACUCCAAGAAGUGUGAGUGUCCCUCCGGCACUGAGUGGAAGUACGGAAAGUGCAUCCCCAAGUGCCCCUAUGGUCAGUCCUAUGACAAGGACCAAGACAAGUGCGUCUGCCCUAAGGGCACUGAGUACAAGUACGGCAAAUGUAUCCCCAAGUGUCCCUACGGCCAAUCCUACGACAAGGAUCAGGGCAAGUGUGUUUGCCCCAAGGGAACUGAGUGGAAGUAUGGCAAAUGCAUUCCCAAGUGCCCUGAGGGCCAGUCCUACAACCAGCACUCCGGCAAAUGCGAAUGCCCUGCUGGCACAUCUUGGAAGUACGGCAAAUGCGUGAAGGACUGCCCCAAGGGACAGUACUACAACCAGCACAAGGACAAGUGCGAAUGCAACAAGGGCACUGAGUGGAAGUAUGGCCAGUGCGUGCCCGUCUGCCCCAAGGGUCAGGAGUACAACAAGUGGUCUCAUAAGUGCGAAUGCCCCAAGGGAACCUCUUGGAAGUACGGAAAGUGCAUCAAGGACUGCCCUAAGGGUCAGAGCUACAACCCUCACUCCAACCAGUGUGAGUGCCCCAAGGGAACUGAGUGGAAGUACGGCAAGUGUAUUCCCAAGUGCUCCAACGGUCAGUACUUCGACAAGGACCAGUGGAAGUGCGUCUGCCCCAAGGGAAAGAUCUUUGAGUACGGAAAGUGUGUCUGCCCCGAGAACCAGGUCGAGAAGUACGGCAAGUGUGUUUGCAAGGAUGGCUUCAAGUUUGAGUACGGCAAGUGUGUCCCUGAGUGUCCCAAGGGCCAGACCUACAACAAGCACACCAAGAAGUGCGAGUGUCCCUCCGGCAAUGUUCUGAAGUACGGAAAGUGUGUCUGCCCCGACAACCAGGUUGAGAAGUACGGCAAGUGUGUCUGCAAGGACGGCUUCAAGUUCGAGUACGGCAAGUGUGUUCCCCAGUGCCCUCAAGGCCAGACAUACGAGCACGGCAAGUGUGUCUGCCCCGCCGGCAAGGUCUACAACAAGUGGCACAAGAAGUGUGAGUGCCCCGAGGGCAAGGUCGAGGCCUACGGCAAGUGUGUCUGCCCCAAGGGACAGAUCGAGCAGUACGGCAAGUGCUCGUGCCCCAAGGGCCAAUACUACGACCGCUGGAGCAAGUCUUGCAAGUGCCCCAAGGACCUGAGCUGGGACGGACACAAGUGCGCCUACGACUGCGGCAAGGACGCCGAGUACAAGUACGGCGGCUGCGUCUGCAAGAAGCACGACCAGGUCUUUGACAAGAAGUCCAAGACUUGCAGCUGUAAGAAGGGCUGGUACUGGGACCAGCACAAGGGUGCCUGCAAGAAGGGCGGUUACUAA